Messenger RNA from Gadus morhua (Atlantic cod), 3234 nucleotides. It is a transcript of the gene mfsd1, whose product is annotated as major facilitator superfamily domain containing 1. Gene Ontology annotation, molecular function: transmembrane transporter activity. The transcript is spliced from 16 exons. NCBI's taxonomy places the organism in Eukaryota, Metazoa, Chordata, Actinopteri, Gadiformes, Gadidae. Bases 3 to 1526 code for a protein of 507 amino acids. The record is from RefSeq and is a predicted model, not a curated record. Gene Ontology annotation, biological process: transmembrane transport. Gene Ontology annotation, cellular component: lysosome.
ACAUGACCCAGUUCCAUACGCUCCGUUGGCGAGUGUAUUCUCUCCCACCACAGCGGACGAGGACGACUUGUCCGCGCACAAAAUACAAUAAUAUGACGGAUAUAGAGGAACGCCAGAGUUUAUUGGGAAACGUAAAUGGCGAAUCCGAAGCCGAGGAGCCCGGUAAACAAAUGUCGGCUAUCAGCGACCCCACUCGCCUGCUGCACAGAAUAGUUGUCCUUAUUUUUAUGUGCUUCCUUGGCUUCGGCAGCUACUUCUGCUAUGAUAACCCGGCUGCGCUCCAGACAGAUGUCGUCCAGGACAUGAACUUGAACACGUCCCAGUUCAUGCAGCUUUAUGCGUGGUACUCCUGGCCCAACGUAAUCCUCUGCUUUCUCGGAGGAUUUCUCCUUGAUAGAGUUUUUGGCAUCAGGCUUGGAACCAUCAUUUUCUCCCUUUUCGUCUGCGUUGGACAGGUGAUCUUUGCUGCUGGGGCUCUGUUGAAUCGCUUCUGGCUGAUGGAGGUUGGGCGGUUUGUCUUUGGAAUCGGAGGCGAGUCCCUGUCCGUGGCUCAGAACACUUACGCGGUCAACUGGUUCAAAGGGAAGGAGCUGAACCUGGUGUUUGGCCUCCAGCUCAGCAUGGCUCGACUGGGCAGUACAGUGAACAUGAACAUCAUGGGCUGGGUGUACAGCAGAGUGGCGGAUCUCAUCGGCUCCAAGGGGCCCAGUACGCUUGGAACUGCCCUCAUGAUAGCCUCAGUCACAUGCUUCUUCUCGUUGGUAUGUGCACUGGUGCUGGGCUACCUGGACCGGAGAGCAGAGAGGAUCCUGAAGAAGGAGCAGGGGAAAACAGGAGAGGUGAUCAAGCUAACCGACGUGAAGGACUUCCCCUUGUCACUUUGGCUCAUCUUCAUCAUCUGUGUGGGGUACUACGUGGCCAUCUUCCCCUUUAUCGGCCUCGGACAGGUUUUCUUCAUUGAAAAGUUCAACUUCUCUCCAGCUGAAGCAAGAGCGAUCAACAGUGUGGUGUACAUCAUCUCAGCCCCCGCGUCUCCCAUCCUGGGCUUUCUGGUAGACAAGACGGGCCGGAACGUGAUCUGGGUCAUGUGUGCCGUGGUCACCACGCUCGCCGCUCACAUGAUGCUGGCCUUCACCUUCUGGAACCCCUGGAUCGCCAUGUCUCUGCUGGGUGUGUCCUACUCCCUGCUGGCCUGUGCUCUAUGGCCCAUGGUGGCCUUCGUGGUGCCUGAUCAUCAACUGGGAACCGCCUACGGCUUCAUGCAGUCAAUCCAGAACCUGGGCCUGGCUCUGAUUUCCAUGGCAGCCGGGGCCAUCCUAGACAACAGAGGAUACCUAUUCCUGGAGGUCUUCUUCUGCGCCUGCAUCUGCAUCUCCCUGAUUGCUGUGGUUGUGCUGUACUUGGUGGACUUCCUUCAAGCCGGGGAGAUGAACCUGUCAGCUGCCGCCAGAGCCAGGCUCUACGAAGAAACCAGGCUCCAGGAGGAAGCCAGACUCCAGAAAGAAGCCCCUUCAGACUCGGAAUGAUGAAGAUGAGAGGGGAAGCACAUAAAAACACAAAUGGUCCUGGGCUUCGGAGCCAGCUCUCUGCACUGCCCCCUCCCCUUAGCACCAGAGCUGUCAAUCAACUGCGAAGAGGGCAGGAUUGACUCCGCCCCCAGUGCUGUGGUUUGUGGCUCCUCCCACCAGGACUCUGACUGUCGGCCCCAUGGGGAUGAAGGACACGGUGAUGUGGGGGUGGUGAUUUUAAUCACAGCAAAUCUUACUCUGACAACACACUGACACAUCCCUGCCCAGUGUCCGCUCACCUGGUGUGGGAUAGCACUGGAGCCUACCUACCCCUGUGUGUGUGUGUGUGUGUGUGUGUGUGUGUGUGUGUGUGUGUGUGUGUGUGUGUGUGUGUGUGUGUGUGUGUGUGUGUGUGUGUGUGCGCGCUUGCCCGCGCAUUUGGUUGGUUAGUUUAUUUUUAAUUCUACGAUAAGUGAAUACUAUUCCACACGUCUUCAUGCAGACUAGGUCACUGAAUGUGUUUCUGAUGGAACAGGGGCUAAUUAUCCCGGUACUUUUAAUUAAUAUGUUAUUUUGAUUGUAUUUCAAUCGGGUUUCCUGUGGUGAGUUUUAAUUCAUUCAUAUCAAUUUUGCCAAAACAGACUUUUUAACUCAGUAAGUUGACAUAUCAUAUGUCAGCAGUAACAAUAACUGCAGACAAAAAUCCCAGUGCCUUUUAUGAUGAACUACUUUAUGUUCAGUGUUAAUAAUAUGCCUCAUUGACCUUUAUAGCCAGUAUUCUUGAAAAUAACAUUUAUUGCUUUCAUUUCUUCUCUUUCUGCCCUCUCUGCUAGCCUUGGAGGUUCAUAAAAGUUAAUUUCCUGUCACCUCAUCAAAUCAAAUAUUACUUGAAUGAUCCAGAGGAUCAGAAUAGCGAGAGAGACCAUAGCACUUGUCAGUGUAGUGGCCUCAUGUUGGUGCUCCUAACAUUUUGUGGCAAUAUAAGUAGUGGUGAGGGAUGUUUUACGUUGUUCUAAAGCUUGUUAAGCUUGUUCUUUACAAACCAUAUGAUUGAGUCUUGUUUACGUUUUCAUUGUGAUAUAUAAUGACACGAAUUGGGAUCUAAUUGUUUGCAGGGUAAUUUGAAGAUAUUAGGUGUUAAACCACUUUUGAAAGUAACACACCUCAAUCAGUCGGCACAUUACCAUGAGGGUUAUUAAUUAGCAUGAGUUCGGUAACGAUAACCAAUAUUGUAAAGGGUUAGGGUUAGUAAAGCAUAUAGGUUAGGGGAAGUGUUAACCCUAACCCUUUUAAAAAAUGUAUAAAUGAAUCCAUUUCUUAACUUGAACACUGUUAGUAAACAUGAACAACCUCAGUAAAUGAUUACUAAUGCUAAAUGAACAUUGGUUAAAUGUUCAUUUAGCAUUAGUUAAUGCUUAUUACUGCAUUAACUAAUUUUAAUUAAUGGAAAAUGAAUGAAGCGGUACCAGUUACGAUCAGUCCUUACGGUGAGCGAAUGCAUUUGAUCUUGUUUGUUCAGGUGAACCUGCACGGAUAGGUUAAAAAACGUAUAAAAACACGUAGGCUUAUCAACUGUUUGAUAUGGCUGAGGUCCAUUUCUGUUUCCUAUGUUUUUAUUAUUGUUGUCAACCUUCAACAGUUGUCAGUUUCCAAGAAAUGAGAAUGGUCCUCCAUAGAAUUGUCGAAUUGUAUAACAUUUCCAAAAAAAUAAAUGAAAUGAAACACA